Messenger RNA from Chenopodium quinoa (quinoa), 534 nucleotides. RefSeq names its product serine/threonine-protein phosphatase 7 long form homolog. The record is from RefSeq and is a predicted model, not a curated record. The transcript is spliced from 2 exons. Gene Ontology annotation, biological process: meristem maintenance; meristem development. Bases 1 to 534 code for a protein of 177 amino acids. NCBI's taxonomy places the organism in Eukaryota, Viridiplantae, Streptophyta, Magnoliopsida, Caryophyllales, Amaranthaceae.
AUGGUCUUUUCUAGAAUGAAACAUGAGCGUCCCUAUCGUGUGAAGAAGGCAUGCAGUGUUUGUCGGCGACCUGGGCAUAACAAGAAGACAUGUCCUACUCUUAUUGGUCCCAUGGAGCCGGUGAUUCGUCCAGGCCCAGUUGAUCCAUCUGUUCUACGCUUGCAGACUUCCCAUAGGAGCCACGAUGUUUGGAGUGGCGUAGCUGAUAGAGUUCUCUCAGUUAGGGAGCAUAUGGUCAGCGUGGGACGUGAGUGGAGGGUAGAUGGCGGAGUACUAGAGUACGUUAGGCUUGCUGGGUUUUACGGUGUACAUAGGAUUUUGGGAGGAGGGUUUUUGCUUGAUCGAUCUGUUCUUACGGCGUUGGUUGAGAGGUGGAGGCAGGAGACACAUACUUUCCACCUAGUGGUAGGUGAGGCCACCAUUACUUUACAGGAUGUCUCCGUCCUGUUAGGUCUGAGAGUGCACGGCCCUCCUGUCAUUGGACCUCCAUUUGAGGGAUGGCAUGACCUAGUUGAGGAGUUGCUGGGAGUUUGA